This is a messenger RNA of Babesia bigemina, 708 nucleotides long. RefSeq lists its product as hypothetical. The transcript has a single exon. NCBI's taxonomy places the organism in Eukaryota, Apicomplexa, Aconoidasida, Piroplasmida, Babesiidae. The record is from RefSeq and is a predicted model, not a curated record. Bases 1 to 708 code for a protein of 235 amino acids.
AUGUCUUCGUCCAAGAAAUGCACAAGAUGCAACAACGGCAAGAACGUGGAUCACCUCGCGACGAAGUGCCAGAAACUACUACACCUAGAAUAUACGAAGAGGCACAACGAGGUAGCAAAACGGGUCCACUCAGUACUCGGGAGGCAAAUAGGACUACCCAAGGAGAAGAUAGACGCCCACAAGAUCGAGAGUGAAGUACAUGGAAAAUACGGAUGGAUCGCGUACGACAAGACGGUCAAGACUCAGAAGACUAAGGAAUACAACAGGCCAGACAUCAUCCUGGCGGAUCGGCGGAGGAACACCAUAACCAUCGUGGAGAUAGGAAUCACCAAUCAAGACAACCUAGUGGAUACGGAGAAGUUCAAGAAGCAGAAGUAUGAAGACCUUAUUGAGGACCUCAAGGCGCGACAGUUUAACCAGCACACCAAGAUCAGGGUUAUCCCCUACGUUAUGACGUGGGAGGGAAUAGUGACGAAAGAACACAGCAAGUAUAGACGGGACCUGGGCAUAUCGGAUCGCAUGGAAGCCCACAUACAAAGGGUAGUGAUCCAAGAAACACAUAAAAUAGUGAUGAGGGAUAUGAAGCCGAAAGAAGACUACGAUUCCGUAGAAGACCCUCAAGCCCAAACUGGAUGGAUGCCCGCAUGGAUGGCACCAGUGACGUCCGGCAAUGGACCGGCGUGGAUCCCGCAACCGGUUUCAGCGUGA